AUGAGCUCAUCCCCGCCGCCAUCCUCGCCGCCAUUGCGAGUAGCGCCACCGAGAGUCGGCGAGGAGUUCCCGUCCGCGUGCGGGCCGUGCGCGCCUUUGGGCAUCCGGCCGUCCCCGCCUGGGUCGCCGAGGCUCGUGGCGGGCAGCGGUCCACCAAGCGCCAGCCUCGAGGUGGUCACCUACAACCUCUUCUGGUGGAAUGUCGCUCAGAACAACAACUGGGACGCCCUGUAUAGGAAAGUAGACUCCCAGAGCUUCGAAUUGAUCGGCUUCCAGGAGUGCGACAAUGUCGGCCAGAUCAUCAACGGGGUCGGGCGAAUGCGAGGCAGGUUUGACUCAUACACGCCUCCAGGCAUGCCAAUCAACCCAGUCGCGUGGGACAGCGAAAAGUUUGAGCAGCUGGACGCGGGCUGGCGCCAGAUCGGCUCCGAUCGGUGGGGCGUACGCAUCACAUCCUGGGUCAGGCUCAUCGCACGUGCGACGGGAGCGACAGUCUUCUUUGCUAACACGCAUGGUCCAGCUGACGGAGGCACCGCCAACCCUCCCAUGUGCUCGACGGCCCUCGGAGAGAACUGGUGGGGCGCCGUGACCGACAACAUCGUUCCCGGAGACAUGCUAGUCUACACGGGCGAUUUCAACUGCGGCGCAGGCUCCGCCGCUGUCAACAUGCUCGACGACGCUGCCGGGCUCAACCUGGUGGCAAACGGCGGGAUCGAUAUGAUCUUCACAAACGGCGCCGAGGCCACCUCAUGGCGCUCGGUGAAUGGCUACCUCAGCGACCACCCCCUCGUCGCCGUCAAUGAAUUUCCAAGCGAGUGUGGCGCAUGCAAUCCAACUGCUGCCUCCGCUCCCAUCGAGUCCCUCUGGAAUACUCUGGCGACGGACGCAGGCGGGCAGUACUCGUGUGGCAGCCGCAUCUCGUGGCUUCGCAGCGCCAACGGGGGCGGUAUGGUGGAGACGGCUGCGUGCGAGCGAGUCGCUAGUGUGGAGUUUCCGGCCGAGUGCGGCGGCUGCGACCCCGCCGGCCAGCCCGCCACGUGGACGCUGCACGCCUCGACCAACUGCUACGCCGGCUUUGGCGCGGAGGACCUCGAGACGCCGGGCGGGAGUCCGUGUUGUACUUUUCUGCUUUGCGCAGCGGUCGUCGUCACGUCGACUUCGCCGCUGCUCUGCUACCGACGCGGGUAUGUGGAGCUUUCCUCCUGCGUGGCCGACUAUGUUGGCUACGACACGUACAUCAUGCCAAGUGUGCCGCCCCCUGAUGGCGGUGGCGGCGGUGACGGGGUGCAGCUCAAGGCAAUGUCCUUCAACGUCCGAUUUGCAGAGCAGUCGCCGGAGCGAAACGCCCAACUGGCGGCCGCCAUCGCUCAGCAGCGGCCCGACUGGGCGGCUGACGCACCCGCUCAGCUCUGGGACGGUGACAUCCUCUACCGCGCCGGCACGUGGUCUGUUGUGCAGGACGGCGCGGUCCCUUACGACAGAACUCGGGCCAUGUCAUGGGCACGGCUUCGCCAUGCCGCCACCGCAAGUGACCUGCUCGUCUACGGCAUGCACCAACUGCCGGGCGGGGAGGAGGUGUGGGGCUAUCACGAGCAGAACGCGGUAAUGAUUGCGAACCACGCGGCGGCGGAGAAGGCUGCUGGCGGCGACGCGCCGGUGCUGCUACUCGGUGACCUCAACGAGGACUCACCCUCAAACCCAGCGCCAUCGAGCCUCACGGGAGGCGGCCUCGCCGUCACCUUCACAUUGGCGCACCACAACUGGGUCGACUACAUCUACACCGAGGAGGGGCGAUUCGGGGUCAUCGCCACCGCCACCGUCGCCGAUGCGCCGGGCGGCUCCGACCACCAGCCGAUCGUCGCCGUUGCGACCUGCGGCGACCGAAUACAAUGGGUGAUCGACAAUCUAGGCAAGAGCGAGGCUGACGCGUGCCAGCAGGUGGGCGAGGAGUUUUCGCCGCUGUGCGGACUGUGUGCACCGCAGGGGAUUCGCCCGUCACCGCCGCCGCCGCCGAGGUUCCCGGUCGGGACCGGGACCCUUCGCGUCCUCUCCUUCAACAUCCUGUUCUCGGCCGACGGGCAGUGGAACUGGGCCAACCGGGGCGACAAUAUCCUCGAGAUGAUUGACCUUCUCGACCCGGACCUGAUCGGCCUCCAGGAAAACGACGCGCGGAAUCCGGCGGGUGGGGCGAGCCACGGCUUCUAUCCCUCUUCGCGGCUCGUGCAGGACCGGCCGGUCUACGCGGCAGUCUCGGGUGGCGGCGACAUGGUCAACACGAUCCUGUACAAGGCUGACCGCUUCACGGUGAGGGGCUCGGGCCGGACGACGCUCUCCGACUUCGUCCCCUGGCGCCACGUGGGUUGGGCGCUCUUUCACGACGGCCUGACUGGGCAGCAUCUUUACCACUACAACACGCACCGGAACCACUACGACGCCGACGCCGACGGCUGGUUGGGGCACGGCCUCCGCAUGAUGGAGACCAUACGCAGUCGGGCCUUUCCCCAGUAUCCUCUGGUUGCAACAGGGGACUUCAACUGCCACUUCAAGAACUAUUUGAGGGGCGAGUGGGCGGCCCAGCCCAACCCCUUGCCCAUGCGCGACACCUGGCAGGACAUCCAUGGCGAGAGCUACGAUGGAGCGGGCUCGUACGGCAGCCCGCAGGGCAAACACCGAAUCGACUUUGUCUUUGCGCCGGUGGGCCAGUUUACUACGCUCGACGCUGAGGUGUUUUGGAACGCGAAAGUCAUCUCAGACCACCUCCCAGUCCUCGCAGUCCUCGCAUACUGA
Emiliania huxleyi CCMP1516 is the source of this 2787-nucleotide messenger RNA. RefSeq lists its product as hypothetical. The record is from RefSeq and is a predicted model, not a curated record. The coding region runs from base 1 to 2787 and encodes 928 amino acids. The transcript has 7 exons. NCBI's taxonomy places the organism in Eukaryota, Haptophyta, Isochrysidales, Noelaerhabdaceae. Gene Ontology annotation, molecular function: 3'-5'-RNA exonuclease activity.